Molecule: messenger RNA, 3281 nt
Organism: Ochotona princeps (American pika)
Lineage: Eukaryota; Metazoa; Chordata; Mammalia; Lagomorpha; Ochotonidae
Gene: MIER1
Product: MIER1 transcriptional regulator
Exons: 16
Coding region: 112-1917 (601 amino acids)
Biological process (GO): negative regulation of transcription by RNA polymerase II
Cellular component (GO): nucleoplasm
Molecular function (GO): histone deacetylase binding; transcription corepressor activity
Source: RefSeq, a predicted model, not a curated record
GCAGAGGGUUGGUGGAGCCGGAGGAAGCUCCGGACGACGACUAGAAGGAGGAGGCGGGCGGCCCGGGCCCCAGGCCCCUCCCAGGCUCUGAGUCUCCCCGGCUGCAGGCGGAUGGAUGGGGCUGCUUCAGGCGCUGGCGGCAGCAGCGGAGGUGGCGGCGGCAGCAGCGGGAGCGGCUAUGGUGUGGUGGCGCGAUUCUCCCAGUGCCUGGCUGAGUUUCGGACGUGGUUAAGAACCAACUGGUUGAGGUUCAAUGCAGACAAGACGGAUGUGAUGCUGAAAAUGUGCAUCAGAUGUUUAUGUUUAAUUGGUUUACAGACUGUCUGUGGACUCUUUUCCUGUCAAAUUACCAGCCAUCUGUUGAGUCUUCAAGUCCAGAAAUGGAUGAAAUGUUUGACUGCCCAUGAAAGUACAGGAGGUUCAGCAACAUCAGAUGACCAUGAAUUUGAUCCAUCAGCUGACAUGCUGGUACAUGAUUUUGAUGAUGAACGAACAUUAGAAGAGGAAGAAAUGAUGGAAGGAGAAACAAACUUCAGUUCUGAAAUAGAGGAUCUUGCAAGGGAAGGCGACAUGCCAAUUCACGAGCUUCUCAGCCUUUAUGGUUAUGACAGUACUGUUCGUUUACCUGAAGAAGAUGAAGAAGAAGAAGAAGAGGAAGAAGGGGAAGAUGAUGAAGAUGCUGAUAAUGAUGACAACAGUGGCUGUAGCGGGGAAAAUAAAGAAGAGACUGUGAAGGAUUCGUCCGGUCAGGAAGAUGAGACCCAGUCUUCCAAUGAUGACCCAUCACAGCCUGCUGCGUCUCAGGAUGCUCAGGAAAUCAUUCGCCCACGUCGUUGUAAAUAUUUUGAUACAAAUAGUGAAAUAGAAGAAGAAUCUGAAGAAGAUGAAGACUAUAUUCCGUCUGAAGACUGGAAAAAGGAGAUUAUGGUGGGCUCCAUGUUUCAAGCAGAGAUUCCAGUUGGCAUUUGUAGAUACAAAGAAAAUGAAAAAGUUUAUGAAAAUGAUGAUCAGCUCCUGUGGGACCCUGAGUAUUUAUCAGAAGAUAAAGUAAUUGUAUUUCUUAUGGAUGCAUCUAGAAGAACAGGUGAUGAAAAAGGAGUAGAAGCCAUUCCUGAAGGAUCUCACAUAAAAGACAAUGAACAGGCUUUAUAUGAAUUGGUCAAAUGCAAUUUUGAUACUGAAGAAGCAUUGAGAAGAUUAAGAUUCAAUGUAAAAGCAGCAAGAGAGGAAUUGUCUGUGUGGACAGAGGAAGAGUGCAGAAAUUUCGAACAAGGGUUGAAAGCCUAUGGAAAGGAUUUUCAUUUGAUUCAGGCUAAUAAAGUUCGAACAAGAUCAGUUGGUGAGUGUGUGGCAUUCUAUUACAUGUGGAAAAAAUCUGAACGCUAUGAUUUCUUUGCUCAGCAAACACGAUUUGGAAAAAAGAAAUACAAUCUUCAUCCUGGUGUAACGGAUUACAUGGAUCGUCUUCUGGAUGAAAGUGAAAGUGCUGCUUCUAGCCGAGCACCGUCCCCUCCCCCAACUGCCUCCAACAGCAGCAACAGCCAGUCUGAGAAGGAGGACAGCACUGUCAACAGCAGCAGUCAGAAUGGCUUGUCAUCUAAUGGACCAGGUGAAAUACUAAACAAAGAAGAAGUAAAAGUGGAAGGGUUACACAUUAAUGGACCAACAGGUGGAAAUAAAAAGCCACUUCACACAGAUAUGGAUUCUAAUGGUUAUGAAACAGAUAAUCUUACCACUGACCCCAAACUUGCUCAUGUAACUGCAAAAAAUGAAAAUGAUUUUGAUGAGAAAAGUGAGAGACCUGCCAAAAGGCGAAGGAUAAACAGCAAUGGAAAAGAAAGUCCAGGUUCUUCUGAAUUUUUCCAAGAAGCGAUCUCACAUGGGAAAUUUGAAGAACUUGAAAACACAGAUGACUAAAUUUUAAAUCUGUUCUACUUUCUUUGGAGUAAAUUCUGGUGUGACUAAAAUUUUCAGGGUUUAUGGGUUACCUUAAAAAGUUCAUUUCCUUGAAGCAGUUAUUUUAAAAUAGAAAAAUUUGAAUUAAGUACUAACUUUAGAAAAGAAGAUUUCAUAAUUUUGCCUUUUUUUAAUUUUUUUAUCUAAAAACAGUUCAAAAAGCUUUUAAGAAUAUCAAAAAUAGUUUAGGAUAUUUGAGUGAACGAAAAAUUUAUCUGUAUAUUUUAAUUUGAUGUAUUUUAAAAUUUUGCUGUAUGAUAAUUUAUUUUGAUACAAAGUGGACAAAAACCAAGUUCAGAUUUCUUCAUAACACCAAUUUCUCUUGAGUUUCUUAAAAUGUCUUCAUAGACAUUUUUCUCACCAUACAAAAUGAUGAUCAUUAUUUUAAGGAAACCCUUAUGAAUCCUGAAAGUUAUGCUAGCAUGAUUUUUUUAUAUAUAGAAGUUUAAAAAUAAACCAAGUCAGGUUUGUAUAUGUAAAAUUGUUGACAUCAAUGAUGUCUUUCCAUAUUCUUAUCUGGGCUUAAGAAAUACAUUCUGUAUUUUUCCAGAUUCUUUGUAGCCUUUGAAAGAUUUUUACAGUACAUAUGUCUUGACUGAGCUGUCCUUUCUUAAUACAGAAGCUUGUAUAAUUUUCUUAACUUGUACAGUUGGUAAACUUUUAUGAGAGGAAUUGAUACUCUGAGUCUGUCAGCUUUCAUUUUAUUUUGCUAAGGUUUUUCUAAUGAAUUUUUAAGUGUUUGUGUAGUAACUAAGUCAUGUUUCUUAUCCAGGUGGUUAAAGCAUUCAUAAAGGAUUGUGAAUUUUUUUUUAAUUUGUAUGUAAAGACAAAUAAUUUGAGAAUUUGGAACUUGAGCAUGAUGCUUUGCAGCUUUCUUUUGCAUUUGCUAUAAUUUUCAGUCAUGUUUGAAACAAAAGUUUCUUGUCAGCUUUAAGAACUUAAAUGUGUCACACCAUAAUCCUGUUCAAUUAUUUUUAUAUUCAUUAUAAAAUCUCCCGACUUUUUGCAUUAGACAGAGGUACCAGGUCAAGUGAUAUUUAGACAUUGGCACAAAGAGUAACUGUUGGCAGAUAACACUGAUUUUUAUGAAGAAAAUGGGAUGACGUUUGAAGAGUAUGCAGACUUUGCUGUUUGUUACAGUCCAGUUUUUCAGAUUUGUUUUUCCAAAAAUAAGAUUUAUAGUAACCAUUGCUCUGUGUGAUUAUGAAUAGGAUUGUCCAUCUUUAUAGCCCGAUAAUAAUACCAUUUUAUUUCUAACAUAGAAUUCUUGUUAAAAAAAAAUCUAGUUGGACACAGCUGAAAGACCGAUCUAUAUCCAAACAUGU